AUGGCGCCCGUGGUGGGCGUGGCUAGUUGCUCAGUGGCUGCGAGGGGGAGUGGGAUCAUGGCGGCGGUGGAGGAGCGGCGUCCCGGAGAUGGGGAAGAGGAGGCGGAGCAGCUGGUUCUGGUGGAAUUGACGGGAAUUAUUGAUUCAGACUUUCUCUCAAAAUGUGAAAAUAAAUGCAAAAUUUUGGGAAUUGACACAGAGAGGCCCAUUCUGCAAGUGGACGGCUAUGUCUUCGCUGGAGAGUACGAAGACACUCCUGGGACCUGUGUUAUAUUUGAAGAAAAUGUUGAACAUGUGGAUGCAGAAGGUAACAAUAAAACAAUGCUAAAAUAUAAAUGCCAUACAAUGAAGAAGCUCAGCAUGACAAGAACUCUCCUGACAGAAAAGAAGGAAGGAGAAGAAAACAUAGACGGUGUGGAAUGGCUGCAAAUCAAAGACAAUGAUUUCUCCUAUAGACCCAACAUGAUGUGUAGUUUUCUCCAUGAAAAUGAAGAUGAGGAAGUAGCCCCAGCCCCAGGUAAACCUUUGGAGUUGGAAGAACAAGAGAUGCAAAUGGAAGAUAAUUCAAACCUGAAUUAUGAACAGGAGAAACCGCCACACUUGGAAACAGAGCAUUCUGUGCCUCUUACCAGUAUUUCUUCUGAAACAGAAAAUUCUGUUUUUAUGGAAACUCAAGAUACUGCCUUAGAAGUCACUCCUAAAUGAAAUAAAUAGUGAUGAACUUUGAAAAGUUUUAUAUAAAAUAAUUGCCUGUGAAGCUUUCAAUUCAUUCUUAUAUUAUUUUUAUUGAUAAUAUUUUCAGUUAUAGCUCCAACUUAAUAUGCCAGAGACAUUAAGGACCAGAUAUAAAUGGAAUUUUAAAAAAUUGGUUAAAAUAACUAUAGGAAAACUUCUCUGAUGAGUCCUUUAAAUUAGAGGUUUACUAAGGUAAGUGUAUAAGUUUUCUAUUGCAGCUAUUACAGAUUACCACAAACUUUGAUAAAAACAAUGCAAAUGUAUUUAUUUUCUUACAGUUUUGUAGGCCAGCAGUCUGACAUGGGUCUCACCUGGGCUAAAAUCAAGGUGUAGGGAGGACUUCAUUCUUUUCUGGAGUGGGAGGUAGGGGUAGAGAUGACAUUUCCUUGCGAUGGAAGGGUCAAGCUUCCAUUUCCCUGUCAGCUAAAGGCCAUUCUAAUCUUCUAGGGCUACCUGCUCAUGGUGCACUUCUCCUCAAAGCCAGCAAUGGCAGGUCAAGUUUCUCUCCUGCUUAAAAUUUAUUUUGCUUCUUCUAUUAUCCUAUUUCUGACCAGCCUUUCUUGCCUUCCACUUUUAAUGGUCCAUUUGAAUACAUUGAGUCCAUCUGAAUGAUUUCGCUCUUUUAAGGUCUAUAACCUUUAAAGAAACAGGCUAACCCCCUAAACCUGUUUCUAAGGCCCCUCUUCUGUGACUUUUAAUUGAUCUGUGAAGUCCCUAUUGCCAUGUCACUUAACAUAAACAGGUAUAGAACUGAACAGUAGGGCAUGAGAAUCUUUGUGGGGGCAAGGGGCAGUGGCAUUAUCCAGUCUACCAUACCACAGUAAGUAUGUGUCUGGGAACAGAAAAAUAAUUCAGAAGUGCUUAAGGAUAAAGGUAACAUUCCUGCUAUUCCAGCUGUAACUCCGUUCCUUUACCACUCGAGAAAGGUUAUUGGAGUUUGGCCGUAACAGCCACUCUAUUCUGAUGAUGACCUAGAUCUGCUCUAAUUUGUAUUUGUACAUAAAAUAUUGACAAACUAUACCUUGUUACAGAUCGAACCAUGAAAUUGCCAAUAUUUGAUUGUUUCAGACUAUAAAAAGCAGGCAAUUUCAUGGGGUUUAACCUGUUACUAGUAAGUUAAAACACAUCUACAUUAAUUAAUCAUAACUGUUAGAAAAUAUAACUAUGUAUGAGAAGUUAGAGAACUAAUGUUAUAGAAUUAUUUUUUCUUAAGUUUUGUAACUCUUUACAAAAAACAAUUUACCUU
Artibeus jamaicensis (Jamaican fruit-eating bat) is the source of this 1981-nucleotide messenger RNA. RefSeq names its product general transcription factor IIIC subunit 6 (gene GTF3C6). Gene Ontology annotation, cellular component: transcription factor TFIIIC complex. Gene Ontology annotation, biological process: transcription by RNA polymerase III. The record is from RefSeq and is a predicted model, not a curated record. The coding region runs from base 1 to 705 and encodes 234 amino acids. The transcript is spliced from 6 exons. NCBI's taxonomy places the organism in Eukaryota, Metazoa, Chordata, Mammalia, Chiroptera, Phyllostomidae.